AUGGGAGAGACCCAGCAAGCGAACCUCUCUUCCGGUGACGCGAACCAAGAAUUUGUGAUUGUGCAGGAAGGAAAGGCUAAAGUCGGAUUUCAUGGACCGGUCUUCUACAAUCCUGUUCAAGAGUUCAACAGAGACUUAACUGUAUCAGUCCUUCGCGAGUUUGUUAGGUCUCGGUUAGCAAAUGGUUCUACCCUCGAAAGUAAAACAUGUUCUGAAGAACCAAAACCUAAGAAAUCAAAGCCGCUCUUCGAAAAGGAGGAUGGCUCAAUCAGAAUUCUUGAUGCUUUAUCGGCCAGUGGUCUGCGAGCUCUACGGUUUUCACAAGAAGUA
This is a messenger RNA of Haemonchus placei, 330 nucleotides long. NCBI's taxonomy places the organism in Eukaryota, Metazoa, Nematoda, Chromadorea, Rhabditida, Trichostrongylidae. The record is from the annotation of a GenBank genome assembly.